Lacerta agilis (Sand lizard) is the source of this 3072-nucleotide messenger RNA. RefSeq names its product acyl-CoA synthetase long chain family member 4 (gene ACSL4). The record is from RefSeq and is a predicted model, not a curated record. Lineage: Eukaryota; Metazoa; Chordata; Lepidosauria; Squamata; Lacertidae. The coding region runs from base 401 to 2536 and encodes 711 amino acids. The transcript is spliced from 16 exons. Gene Ontology annotation, molecular function: arachidonate-CoA ligase activity. Gene Ontology annotation, cellular component: plasma membrane; lipid droplet; endoplasmic reticulum. Gene Ontology annotation, biological process: long-chain fatty acid metabolic process; neuron differentiation; long-chain fatty-acyl-CoA metabolic process.
CAGCCGGCGCAGCCCCCGCCUCCUCUCCCGUGGUCUUGCUUCGCUUUCUUUCCCCCCUCAGCCAUUUUAAACAGCGUGAGGCGGGCAGCGGACCGGCUCCAGUUGCGGGAGAGGAGGGAUUCGGUUACGGCAGCCAGGGACAGGAAAGAGUUCUCGCUCGUUUCCCCGCCCCACAUCACGAGUUACAAACGGUCUUUCCCAUCUUACUGUGGACUGAGCAACUUCUGAAGAGUUCUCAUUUCUCCUAGAAAAACUUAUUUCUAACAUUGCAGUGAUUACUCUAAAACUGAACCACCUAAACCUUCAUUCUGCUUUUGUCUGCGGCUGCUUCCACUUUUGCCUUGCAAAAAACUAAGGCACUUCGAAUCCCUGAACGACAGGAGACAGAAAGCCAUCCAUUAUGAAGCUUAAGCUAGGACUACGCAUCUUUCUCUUGCUUCCUGUGUACUUGUUGAUAAAUCUGUACAGUGCCCUUAUAUUCAUUCCGUGGUAUUUUCUUACAAAUGCUAAGAAGAAAAAAGCUAUGGCGAAGCGAUUAAAAGCUAAACCCAUCUCGGACAGUCCUGGAAGCCCAUACAGAGCCAUUUCACAUCUUGAGUCAUUAGCCACUAUAGACUUGCCUGGAGCAGACACUUUGGACAAAUUGUUUGACCAUGCUGUAGCAAAAUUUGGGAAAAAAGACUGUCUUGGAACAAGAGAGAUCCUGAGUGAGGAGAAUGAAAUACAGCCCCAUGGAAAAGUAUUUAAGAAGCUGAUCUUAGGAAACUAUAGGUGGCUAAACUAUGAGGAAACUAACCAGAAACUGAACAACUUUGGGAGUGGAUUAGUUGCACUUGGGCUAAAACCAAAGAGCACAGUUGCUAUUUUCUGCGAAACCCGAACUGAAUGGAUGAUUGCAGCACAAACCUGUUUUCGAUACAGCUUUCCUCUUGUUACUUUAUACGCGACCCUUGGAGAAGAUGCAGUAACCUAUGGACUGAACGAAUCUGGAGCAUCUUAUCUAAUCACUAGCACAGACCUUUUAGAAGGCAAACUCAAGAAUGUUUUGUCAGAAAUCCCCUGCCUCAGACAUAUCAUUUAUGUGGACAAGAAGACUAUCAAUAAGUCAGACUAUCCUGAAACACUAGAGAUCCUUAGCAUGCAAGCAGUAGAAGAACUGGGAGCCAAAUCAGAAAACUUAAAUAUCUCUCCAAGUCGACCUACUGCCACAGAUAUGGCCUUAGUAAUGUACACCAGUGGCUCCACUGGGAAACCUAAAGGAGUGAUGAUGAUGCAUAAAAACUUGAUAGCUGGAAUGACAGGGCAGUGUGAACGGAUACCAGGGUUGGGACCCAAGGACACAUACAUUGGCUAUUUGCCUCUGGCUCAUGUAUUAGAACUGACAGCAGAAAUUUCCUGUAUUACUUACGGCUGCAGGAUUGGAUAUUCCUCUCCUCUCACACUAUCAGACCAGUCAAGUAAAAUUAAAAAGGGAAGCAAAGGAGAUUGUUCUAUUUUGAAACCAACAUUGAUGGCAGCUGUGCCUGAAAUCAUGGACCGAAUUUAUAAGAAUGUUAUGAGCAAAGUUCAAGAGAUGAACUAUAUCCAGAAAACACUAUUCAAGAUAGGAUAUGACUAUAAAUUGGAACAAAUAAAAAGGGGUUAUGAUGCACCUCUAUGUAAUUUACUCUUAUUUAACAAGGUGAAAGCACUCCUAGGAGGAAAUGUACGCAUGAUGCUUUCAGGAGGAGCACCCCUUUCACCUCAAACACAAAGAUUCAUGAACAUUUGUUUCUGCUGUCCUGUUGGCCAAGGAUAUGGGUUAACAGAAACCUGUGGAGCAGGGACAAUUACUGAAGUUUCUGACUACAGCACUGGCAGAGUAGGGGCUCCUCUAAUCUGCUGUGAGAUUAAACUGAGAGACUGGCAAGAAGGAGGCUAUACGAACAGAGACCAGCCAAACCCUAGGGGAGAGAUUAUAAUUGGUGGGCCUAAUGUCUCAAUGGGAUACUUCAAAAAUGAAGAGAAAACAGCAGAAGAUUUCAUUGUUGAUGAAAAUGGUCAACAAUGGUUUUGCACUGGAGACAUUGGAGAGUUCCAUCCUGAUGGCUGUCUGCAGAUCAUAGAUCGCAAAAAAGAUUUGGUGAAGUUGCAGGCAGGAGAAUAUGUAUCACUGGGCAAAGUUGAGGCAGCUCUGAAAAACUGUCCACUUAUUGACAAUAUAUGUGCUUAUGCCAAAAGUGACCAAUCUUAUGUCAUCAGUUUUGUGGUUCCUAAUCAGAAGAAAUUAACUGCUCUUGCUGAACAGAAAGGUGCAACUGGCAGCUGGGUGGACAUCUGUAACAAUCCAACAAUGGAAUCUGAAGUCCUGAAAGAGAUUAAGCAGAUGGCUAACAAAAUGAAACUUGAAAGAUUUGAAAUACCAGUCAAAGUGCGGUUAAGCCCAGAGCCCUGGACUCCAGAGACUGGGCUAGUCACAGAUGCUUUCAAAUUGAAAAGGAAAGAGCUGAAGAACCAUUACCUCAACGACAUUGAGCGAAUGUAUGGCGGUAAAUAAUCUCCAGACAUCUCCAGUCAAGAUAUUGUGCAGGAUUCCUUCUAAAACAAAGCAACAAAUGUCAUUCCCCAAAUGCUGGCUAUAAUUAUAAAUGGAGAAGUUGCAUUUUGUGAAAUGCAUGAAAGCUACACUUCAUUUUUCAAGAAGGAACAGUACUGGCUUCCCGAACUGUACUUUCAAGAUGCUGUCCAAAUGACUGACUCACUGCCGUAGUUUCAUUUGAUCACUCCCAGUAAAGAAUGGUUGUGUCCAUAUGAAACUCCCUCACUGGGUAAACCAUUGUUUCUAUCUUUUUAUAUUCUGGCUUCCCUUACUCAUAAGGAAUUAAAUCAUCUUUAAUAAUUUCACUGAUGAUUUUCAAGUGGAGGAAAAAAUGAGCUUGUAUUUAAUUUAUGUGUUGUAUAUGGAAAAACUGAAGAAAGAGUAAGCAGAAUGAAGCUUAUACUUUCCAGAGUGCUGCUCAUAAAUCUGCAAUCUCAGGUCCUUUGGUAGAGAAAGUAGUUUCUUUUAACUUGACUGUCAUUAUGAAGAGCUAA